UCUUUUACUUCAUGUGUGAUGGAGGCUCUUGAUGGUGCUCCAGCAGGAUAAGAAGUGAGCAUCAAGUGGAUCUGUAGUUGACAACAGAUGAGUCGCAACAGGCAGCAGCAGCAGAAGCAGAGAGAUCCGUGUGUGACAAGACUUCAACACAGACGAGCAGGAUGAUUUCCUGUCCCGAUUAUGGAUUUAAUUCGUUAUCAUAAUUUUGAAUUACUUGCAUGGACAUUUCUCGUCUUACCACUGGUUGUGAUAGAUGGUGCAUCCACUGACAGGCUGCCCUCACCAGUAGACCAGUGUUCUCCAAACCCGUGCCAAAACAGGGCGAUAUGCAGAAUACGCGGGGACGGCUACUCGUGCUUCUGCGUGCCGGGGUUCCAGGGUGCUCACUGUCAGAUUGAUGUGAAUGAGUGUGUGUCGCAGCCCUGCAAGAACGGAGCUACCUGUGUGGACAGAGUGGGCAGGUUCUCCUGUCUGUGUUCUCCUGGGUUCACUGGGGCCACUUGUGAGGUCCAGAUUGAUGAGUGUCAAUCACAGCCAUGUCUCAAUGGUGGCAGUUGCCAUGACUACGUUGGUGGCUUCACUUGCACCUGCCUGUCCGGUUUCCAAGGACACCGCUGCGAAAUCAACAUUGAUGAGUGCCAAGAGCAGCCAUGCCAAAAUGGGGCUCUGUGUAUAGAUGGGGUGAAUGACUACAGCUGUGACUGCUCUCACACAGCCUUCACUGGCAGACACUGUGAAACACCACUACCCCAAUGCCACUCUGAACCCUGCUUCAACAGCGCCAUCUGUGAGGACAACCAUGGUAACUACACCUGUGAAUGCUGGCCAGGGUUUGAGGGGCGUCAGUGUGAGAUUGACAUCAAUGAGUGCAGCAGCAACCCCUGCAUGCAUGGAGGCCGCUGCAUUGAGAGAUCGUGGCAGGCCAUGUAUGGCAGCGAGCCUCUGCUGCCUUUACUCUAUGACCAGCAGCAUGCUGCAGGCUACAUCUGCAGCUGUCCUCGAGGAACAACAGGUUCCCUCUGCCAGGAGGUGAUAAACCAGUGUGACCCCAGUCCCUGCCAGAAUGACGGCAGGUGUGAGAGUCGUGUUGGAGGCUAUAUUUGCCACUGCCUCAAGCAGAGUCGUAAUGGCUUCCUCUAUGGAGGUGUAAAUUGUGAUUUGAGGCUAGUGGGCUGUGAAGGACAUGAAUGCCAGAACCAGGGCUCCUGCUCUCCUUUCCUGUUGGAUGGGACUCACGGAUACACCUGUUCCUGCUCGCCUGGGUACACAGGACCCCUCUGUAAGACCCCCACCACCUUCUCCUUUGAACGCAGAGGCUACCUGCUGCUGCAGAGUCCCCUGGUAGAUGCGGAGGUGUCCUGCAACAUCACCCUCAGCUUCAAGACUGAUCUGGCCAGAGCGGUGCUGUUCCAGCGGAACAGCAGGGGGCUGCUGCUGAGCCUGGAGCUGGACGAAGGGAAGCUUCGCCUCACACUGAGGAAGGAGGCCUCGCCUGAUGCCGAAGCUGAAAGCCCCAGCCAGGUCCUGGAGCUUCCACACAAUGUCACAGAUGGAGAGUGGCAUUCUGUGGAGGCUAUGCUUGGAAACUGGGUGCUCAGUCUGAAACUCUUAGAUGAUGCUGGGAGCUGUGGGAGCCAGUCAUGCCACGAGGUGGCCCAGAUUCAAAGCACCGUGGCUGGGCUGGCGUCCCCUCCUCAGAACACUUUCAUUGGAGGAGUGCUUCAGGACUCAAAUAGCCCCCGUGAGGACUCUCCACUUCCAGCAUUCAUUGGCUGUAUGCGUGAUGUGUUUGUGGACUGGCAGCUGGUCGUCCCUGAGGAAUGGCUGAGCGACUCUGCUGUUAAUGUGUCCCCUGGCUGCAGCCACAGGGACCGCUGCCUGGAUGUGCCUUGCCAAAACAGAGGACAGUGUGUCAACCUGUGGCAGAGCUACCAGUGCCGAUGUCCAAGGCCUUAUGAGGGGCAGGACUGUGAGGAGGAACAUGUGACUGCACGCUUUGGGAGCGAGGACUCUCAGAGUUAUGCAACGUUCACUGUCACAGAUGAUCUGGGUCAUGACCUCUACAUCUCGCUCUUCCUGCGUACACGGAGGCAAAAUGGACUCCUCCUGGCGCUUGCCAACAGCAGCAGCCAGUACCUGCACAUGUGGCUGGAGGACGGCAAGGUCACGGUUCAGCUCAAUAACUACGACAGCCUGAAGGCGGAGAGUGCGAUUGAUGAUGGAGAAGUUCACUUUGUGAGUGUAGAGAUGGUGAAGGACCGUAUGACACUGUACAUAGCAGCUCAGAAACAGGGUGAUGUGGAAGUCACAACAGUCAGUGUCCAAGCAGGAGAUACCGUGCAUGUGGGAGGUCUGUUGGAGAGUAGGAGGACUUCAAUGUUUGGUGGAUAUUUUAAAGGCUGUAUCCAGGACCUGAGGAUCAAUGACAGGAGGCUGCUGUUCUUUGGGUUGGACGCCUCAGUGACAUCUUAUCCUCUGGAGCUCAUGGAAAAUGUGACUGCUGGAUGCUCUGGGGACAACGCCUGCAGUAGGAACCCUUGUCUAAAUGGAGGCAUGUGCUACUCCAUGUGGGAUGACUUUACUUGCACCUGCCCUCCCAAGACAGCAGGGCGGCGCUGUGAAGAGGUCAGGUGGUGUGAACUGUCACCUUGCCCUACAGACACAGAGUGCAGAAUGCUGAACCAGGGAUAUGAAUGCUACUCCAAUGCAACCUUCCUGAAUGAGAGCACUGUGUUGUCCUACCGGGGAAACGGCCACAUAUCCCGCAAUCUAACUAACCUCUCACUAAACCUACGUACACGAAAGCAUAAUGCAGCUAUACUCCACGCAGAGAAGGACUCAGCAUUCAUCACACUCUCUGUCCAGGAUGGGUUCCUCUUCAUGGAGCUUCAAAGCACCACUGAAGAGGACAGAGCCGAGGAGCAGGAGGGAGAGCAGGGUGUGUCUACAGUCAGUCUCAGCAGCAGGACGAGUGUUAGUGAUGGUGAGUGGCACAGCGUCCACCUGUUCAUGUCAGCGCCAUGGGCACAAACCUCCCGGUGGACUCUGGUGCUGGAUGAAGAAAUAGAGGAAGCCAGCACUUCCAUGCGCCAAGGAGGCAAUCUGGACUUCCUCAGGCAGGGGGUGGACAUCUUCUUAGGGGGCCUGGCCCCUGAUGCUGGGUGGUCCCUGGCUGGUUGCCUUGGCACAGUAGAGCUGGGUGGCAUUGCCCUGCCUUACCUCAGUUCCUCUGAUGUGAACCUCCCACGCCUACAGGAGGAGCAGUUCAUCCAGACAUCACUGCAUACUCCGCUCCUUGGCUGCGGUGGGGCCCCCAUGUGUGAACCCAACCCCUGCCUGAAUGGAGGGGAGUGCCAAGACCUCUUCAACACCUACAACUGCAGCUGUGUCCAGGGCUGGGCCGGAAGACGCUGCGACUUCUUCACUGACACCUGCGCUUCCAGUCCAUGUGUUCACGGCAACUGCAGCGUGAACGGGCUGACCUACCAGUGCACCUGUGAGUUUGGCUACGCAGGUAUCGACUGUGAUGAGGAGGUGGAUGUGUGUGAAAACCACCUGUGUGCCCAUGGGGGCACCUGUCUGCACGGGCCGGACAGGUACGCCUGCCUCUGCACUGAGAACUACACUGGACCCCUCUGCAAUGAAGGCAUUGAAGAAAUUCCGUGGUACAUUUCUACCAGAAAUGUGAGGCCUAAGCUGCCUGUUUCAGUGUGCGGUGAUGACACUAGAAACUACACCUGCUUCAAUGGAGGAAAUUGCACUGACCGAGAGCUGUCUUGUGACUGUCCAUCAGGCUUCACUGGACACCGGUGUGAACAGGAGGUGGACGAGUGCAAGUCCAACCCCUGUCUGAACGGAGGCUACUGUCGCAACCUCGUCAAUAGAUUUGUCUGCAUGUGCGACAUGAGCUACGCCGGAGACACGUGCCAGACGGACUUGACCGCUGAGGGUUUGACCUCUGACCUUUUGCUGUCCGUCAGUCUGGUGUCGGUUAUCCUGCUGCUGGUUCUCAUCCUCACCUCCGUCGGCCUGGUGGUGGCGCUAAAUCGGCGCGCCACACAUGGCACCUACAGUCCCAGCCGACAGGAGAAGGAGGGAUCACGGGUUGAGAUGUGGAGUAUCACCCAGCCGCCACCUAUGGAGAGACUUAUAUGAGAUGCAGGCGGACACUGUGUUUACAUGCAGGAGGGGGAUGUUGUUAUUGUAGCAAUAAAGGAGCGAAUGCCAGAAAUACGCCUGAUAACAGAUACAUAACUUGGACUGAAGCAUUGUGAGUGAAGAGACUGCUGAACUCUGUAGAAGAAUAUCUGCAGCCUGCAUGUAAACACAGUCUUCCCCUCACAGUAGCUCCGCUUUAAAUUACAGCUGUCGCUUUUCAUUUGCAUAUGCACAUGCUGUAUGAGCUCUUGUGACACCCUUUUUGUAUAAUUGCAUAUCCCAGUGCUCCAUCCAUCUUCCUGCAAUGUUUUGCACCUGGCUUCAGCAUCCAGCAGUGCAUCCGUCUAAAUUUAAAAGAUUUGAGUUCAGAAUGUAUCGAGUCUGUCACAUCUUUGUGUCUGAUCCAUAUUAUUAGGAUUGAUGGACCAGUGAGCAAUCAGUAAGUAGUAAAACUGAUCAGUAUUUGGGACACAUUGUCUUAAAGCAUCAUCUGGAAACAGAUAAAUCCGUACAAAGCUCAGUCGUUUCCUGAAACAGCAGGGCAGUGUAGUUUUUAGCAAACAUGACUCAAACAGCAGUAUGUAGUGCAUUUAUUGGGGACUAUUUUCAGAGGUGGAUUAGUACACAUUUGGUAAGUAUUUACAGCAGCAGUGUUUGUGGGAUUGUUUCAAAUAAACCAGAAUCAUUGUAGGGUAGAAACAUGUCAAGUCAAGUGUCAGUUUUGGAUUCACAGACAAUACUUAUAACAGGAUCAAUUCAUUGUUGUUGUUUUUAUCUUUUAAUGGGAUUUGUUGACAAUAAGACUCAUCAUUUCAAUUGCUGAAGAAUGGAGUUUCAGCAAUUUAAUUGUAUUUAUUACAGGAAAAUGCCUUUCAAAUUCUUUGUGUGUUGUCUACACGUUGAGUGUUGCUGCAAGUAUUGAUUUAUUUUUCAUUUUCAGUGAACAUUCCCACUGGACUUUCCAUACUGUAGCUCCUUACUGACAGAAUAAUGUCCUCUAAGAGUCAGGUUUCAAGUUGCACUAGUAAAGAAUAGUUUUAGUUUCUUCUAAGUUGACUUAUAUGCUGUUAGAAACAAGAACUGUCUAUUGAAUGUGGUGUAAUUUCAAGUGUAUAUACUGUGAUGAUGAUUUUGUUUUUUGUUUAUUGCUGUGAACUUUAUUGCUACCUUCACUUGUUAGCAAUUGUACAUAGAGAAUGUGCUGGUUCAUUAAAGUGAUUUAUUUGUGUUAA
Molecule: messenger RNA, 5390 nt
Organism: Dicentrarchus labrax (European seabass)
Lineage: Eukaryota; Metazoa; Chordata; Actinopteri; Moronidae
Gene: crb1
Product: crumbs cell polarity complex component 1
Exons: 13
Coding region: 181-4155 (1324 amino acids)
Molecular function (GO): calcium ion binding
Source: RefSeq, a predicted model, not a curated record